CUCUCUCUCUCUCUCUCUCUCUCGGAUCCUAGGCUUGUAGAGUGGAAAGAAGAAUGAAGAACAAAAAGGAGGAGGAAGAUGUUGUGUCUGGGACAUUCACAUGGGUCAUCGACAACUUCUCCAAGCUCAAGACCGACAAACAUUACUCUGACGUUUUCACCAUCGGUGGCUUCAAAUGGCGGAUCCUUAUACGUCCAAAGGGAUCACACGACCCUGAAUCUGAUGUCGUAGACCAGUUGUCCACGUAUUUGGGUGUUGCAGAUGCUUCAACACUGACACCGGGGUGGGCUAGAUAUACACACUUUAGCUUCACCCUGGUUAAUCAACUUGACAGCAGCAAGUCAAAAAUAAAGCAGACACAGGGCAUUGCGAAAGAGUUCAAAGAAGAAAGGAGGGAGUGGGGCUACAAAUCAUUCAUGCCUCUUUGCGAGCUUUAUGACUGCAGUGCAGGUUAUCUGGUGAAUGAUAUAUGUAUUAUUGAAGCCAAGGUUGAGGUCUUUGUUAACAUUGGAGAGCAAGGAAGUAAUGUUUAUGGAACUUUGGAGUCCACAAAGAAAGAACGUAAAGGGCAGGAAUCUUCAAACAUGACUUCUGUGCAAGCUGCAGACUCUUCACCAGCACCUAAGACACCAUCUUUUGAACGGAAGCCUCCUUUCCUGGGUACACCUAGUUCUGAAAAAGUUUGCAAUGAGCUGACCGGUGAGCUUAUGGAAUUUAUGGGUUUAGGAAAAAUAGAGAAAGCUUUUGUUCCACUGCUAGAGGAAGUUUGUUCGUUGCAUCCUUCGUUGAUCGAGUGUCUACAUAAGAGAAAUCGUAAAGUUAGUGAAUGUGCAUUCACAGCUUUGGGGGAACUCUUGCAUUUUCUGAAGACUACAAGGGUGAAGGAUAUGACUGAGGACGCCUGCGUGCGCCUUCAAAGUUUAUGGGAGGAUGUUGAGAUGUUCAGGUUUGACUUGGCGUGGCUGGAGCCUCAUGUUCACUCUGCUUUGGAUAAGAAGAAGUUCCUGGAAAGGGCAAGGAGAGUGAAAAGACUGAGAGAAGAUGUGGAUAUUUUGGAUAGUGAGAAGAAGAGGCGGAGUACUGCUCUAGCUGUUACAGAGGCAGAUCUUGAGGUGGCAAAGAGAGACUUGGCCAAGGAGGAAGAGGGCUUUGUGGAGACAGAUAUGGAUAGAGAGCUAGGUUACGGGAUGCCUUCGCCUUAAUAUAGAAUUUUAUGUUAGAUAUGACUUGUAGGACAGGUAAAUGAGAUAGACAUGGAUAGUGAGCUAAGUUAUGGGAACCGUUAGCCUUAUUUAGAAUUUCAUCUUAGAUAUGAGUUGCAGGACAGAUACGGGCAACACAUAUUUGAACUUGUAUGACAUAGGUUAGUUAGCCCCCAUCAAUUCCCUGGUAUGAUCGAUUAGGCAGGAUUGCGGAGUUAAUGGGUACCAUGCCUUUGUUCAAGUUAUGGACUUGAAUUUGCUUUUGUCAAAA
Molecule: messenger RNA, 1473 nt
Organism: Prunus mume (Japanese apricot)
Lineage: Eukaryota; Viridiplantae; Streptophyta; Magnoliopsida; Rosales; Rosaceae
Product: MATH domain and coiled-coil domain-containing protein At3g58370-like
Molecular function (GO): protein binding
Source: RefSeq, a predicted model, not a curated record